Cuscuta epithymum is the source of this 1848-nucleotide messenger RNA. The record is from the annotation of a GenBank genome assembly. NCBI's taxonomy places the organism in Eukaryota, Viridiplantae, Streptophyta, Magnoliopsida, Solanales, Convolvulaceae.
CUUAUACUCUUAUAUUGCAGGUUCAGGAUGUUUCAUGUGAAAAGAGUGAGGGAGUUACUUGUGGGCUACUAUACAUCUUUUUAACACACACAAAAACUGAAAACAAGCAAAAACACAGGUUAUUGGUCUGGUAAUUAAUGAGAUACAUGAGUUUAUCCAUACAAUGACUCCAGGGAAGGUUUCCACCAAUCUUAUUUGUCUAUAUUGCAGUUUUUUCUCAUAAAUUGAUGAACUUUCUUGACUGUUAUAUUCACUUAAGGUAUAACCAUAACUUGACUCCAGCAGGAUCCUGAGAAGGAACGCGGGAAUUGAGAGCUUGGAAAAGCAUGUGAAUAAGUAUGAGCCUGGGUAGAUUCAACGAGUUGAUUGGCUAAUUGCCUUUCCUUCCAAGCCAUGGUGAAAAUUUAGGGAUGAGAAGACAAUAACUAUGGGAGUUCUCACAUUUACCUAAUUGUUGAUUAUUGCGAUUUUUUCAGGCUUAUUUUCAGGUAGCUCUUCAAGUAAAACUAUAUUAUCUAUUGUAGCCUUACAAAAGAUAAAUAAAUAUGGAGGUAAAUUUUAUUUACUCUAAUGUAGUGUCUAACUGCAACCGAAACUACUGAGUUAUUAAUACUUUUAACUUAUAUGGUUAUAUUUCCCAACAGAUUAAUAUGAUUUUUUAUGAUAUUAGUGCAUAUACUUCUAUGGUUGUAUUUUAAUACUUCUAUUUUAUUGUUAUCGUGUUGAUGCGACUGUUCCAGUUUAAUUUGCUUUGGGUAUUGUGAUAUAGAAGGCAAAGUUGGAUGGGAACCCAUUUUUGUAGCACAAAGAUUAUCUUUAACUGCUUUUGAGUCGCCUUUAAAUAUGAUUAAGCGGUAGCAUUUGUUUACCCAAGGUUCGAAAUUCCUUCCAUCACAACUAAUUUUUAUUAGAAUAAAAUUUCUAGUGAGAUAGAGAAAAAGAAAAACAAUCAAGACAUUAAUGGAUAGCAAAGUUGUAGUAAAGUCCACUCUAAUGCUUAGUUAAUAGUAGUAUUUGUUAAUUUUUUUUAUUAGUUUAUAAUAUUACGUUUUGUAUUUUUUUUAUAUUCAUGGUAUGAUGUUCUAUUUUCAGCUAUUCAUAUUCGAAGUAAUAUAUUAUAGGUAUACAUUAUUAUACGGAUUCUAUACACAAUAUUCAGACCAGUACGCACCUGAAUGGUUAUGUUUUUUGGCAUAUAUACUAUAUGCAGUUGACUGGUGCCGGAAUUCAAGCGAACCUCAGGGACUGGUGCCGGAGUCUAUUGUUGCACUGUGAUCACUGCUGUUACUGCUCAGAACACCGUUGGAGUUCAGGGUGUGCACAUUGUGCCGAAGGAUAUCUUGGCGGAGCAGCUAAGGUGAAAACAGGCGUGCUUCCUUCUCCUGGCAUAGUCAAGGUCACUAGAGCCAUGGUUGAAGCAAGAAGAAAUUUUGAACUUGGGAAUUCCUCACUGUCAUACACCCGAAAUAACUCAUUAAGAUUUGUGUUUUUUCUUAAAUUUUCUGUACACCAAAUCUUUAAUCAUAUCUUUUAACUUUUAUACGUAACUUAAUUUUGUUUGACUGACAUAUUCUGGGGUUCGAUUAUGUUUCAUUGAUUUCAGGAUACAGGUUAUAAUAAUUUUCUUCCAAAGAAGCAGAAGGGUGGCACGGUUAUUUUUAGUUGGAGGCCGGAGUGUUACAUUUUUUUUAGUUAAUUUGGUUAUGUUAGUUGGAUGUUUAGAAUUGUCUAACUUUGAUGUUGAUGAAUUUUAGAUGUUUAGCAUAAGUUAUUGAUGUUGUAAUUUUAGAAUAUUUUUUGUGAAAAAUUGAUUCAAUAUGAAUAUUUAUGUUUAAUAUUUUAUUUAUU